Peromyscus californicus insignis is the source of this 10014-nucleotide messenger RNA. It is a transcript of the gene Sv2c, whose product is annotated as synaptic vesicle glycoprotein 2C. The coding region runs from base 420 to 2603 and encodes 727 amino acids. Gene Ontology annotation, cellular component: membrane. NCBI's taxonomy places the organism in Eukaryota, Metazoa, Chordata, Mammalia, Rodentia, Cricetidae. The transcript has 13 exons. Gene Ontology annotation, biological process: chemical synaptic transmission; transmembrane transport. Gene Ontology annotation, molecular function: transmembrane transporter activity. The record is from RefSeq and is a predicted model, not a curated record.
GCCUUGCACAGCGCCCUCCUCCCCCGCGCGCAGUAACUCCCUCCCUGCUCAUCGCUUGUACUCUCGCCACGCCGCCGCCCGCCACUGCAGCACCAAGGGGAGGAGGAGGCGGAGGAGGACCGCAGCGUGGCAGCCCGGAGCCACUUUCCCGCCCCUCCUCUCGCCGCCGACUCACUCAAAGGAGUCACCACUGCGCGCGCUGCAGGAGAGAGUGGCAGACCGAGGCGGCCCCGGGCAGCAAGAGGAGGGGUGCCCGCGCGGCGACGGCUGCAGUGCAGACACCGCUCAGGGCAGGGGGUCCCCGACGGCUGGAACGCUCUAUUCUCAACCACAGGUGGAGGAUGCUCUUCCAGCUGAGCUGCUGAACACUCCAUCCGUGGACACUUCCCUACUGCGCCUUGGCCGUCAGCUGAGACAACAUGGAAGACUCCUACAAGGAUAGGACUUCACUGAUGAAGGGUGCCAAGGACAUUGCCAAAGAGGUGAAGAAGCAAACCGUGAAGAAGGUGAACCAGGCCGUGGACCGGGCCCAGGAUGAAUACACCCAGCGGUCCUACAGUCGGUUCCAGGAUGAGGAUGAUGAUGAUGACUACUACCCACCUGGAGAAACCUACAGUGGAGAGGCCAACGAUGAUGAAGGCUCCAGUGAGGCCACGGAGGGUCAUGAUGAAGAGGAUGAGAUCUAUGAAGGGGAGUACCAGGGCAUCCCCAGCAUGAACCAAGGGAAGGACAGCAUAGUGUCUGUGGGACAGCCCAAAGGAGAUGAGUACAAGGACCGCAGAGACCUGGAGUCAGAGAGGAGGGCUGAUGAGGAGGAGCUGGCACAACAGUAUGAGCUGAUAAUCCAGGAAUGUGGCCAUGGCCGUUUCCAGUGGGCCCUUUUCUUCGUCCUGGGCAUGGCGCUCAUGGCGGAUGGUGUGGAGGUGUUUGUGGUCGGCUUCGUGUUGCCCAGUGCAGAGACUGACCUCUGCAUACCGAAUUCAGGAUCUGGAUGGCUAGGCAGCAUAGUGUACCUCGGGAUGAUGGUGGGGGCCUUCUUCUGGGGAGGACUGGCAGACAAGGUGGGCAGGAAGCAGUCUCUCCUGAUUUGCAUGUCUGUCAACGGAUUCUUUGCCUUCCUGUCUUCGUUUGUGCAAGGCUACGGCUUCUUUCUCCUCUGUCGUUUGCUUUCUGGAUUCGGGAUUGGAGGCGCCAUCCCUACCGUGUUCUCCUACUUUGCUGAAGUCCUAGCCCGGGAGAAGCGGGGUGAGCACCUCAGUUGGCUCUGCAUGUUCUGGAUGAUUGGUGGAAUCUACGCUUCGGCCAUGGCCUGGGCCAUCAUCCCGCACUACGGGUGGAGCUUCAGCAUGGGCUCAGCCUACCAGUUCCACAGCUGGCGCGUCUUCGUCAUCGUCUGUGCGCUCCCGUGCGUCUCGUCUGUGGUUGCCCUGACCUUCAUGCCGGAAAGCCCUCGGUUCCUGCUGGAGGUGGGAAAACAUGAUGAAGCCUGGAUGAUUCUGAAGCUAAUUCACGACACCAACAUGAGAGCUCGGGGCCAGCCAGAGAAGGUCUUCACGGUAAAUAAAAUCAAAACUCCCAAACAAAUAGACGAGCUGAUUGAGAUUGAGAGCGACACGGGAACGUGGUACAGGAGGUGCUUUGUUCGGAUCCGCACAGAACUGUAUGGAAUUUGGUUGACUUUUAUGAGAUGUUUCAACUACCCAGUCAGAGAAAACACCAUAAAGCUUACGAUUGUUUGGUUCACCCUGUCCUUUGGGUACUAUGGAUUGUCUGUCUGGUUCCCUGAUGUCAUUAAACAUCUGCAGUCUGACGAGUAUGCCCUGCUAACCAGAAAUGUGCAAAAAGAUAAAUACGCAAACUUCAGCAUUAACUUUACCAUGGAAAACCAGAUCCACACGGGAAUGGAGUACGACAAUGGCAGAUUCCUCGGAGUCAAGUUCAAGUCUGUAACUUUCAAAGAUUCAGUGUUUAAGUCCUGCACCUUUGACGACGUGACCUCAGUCAACACCUACUUCAAGAACUGCACAUUUAUUGAUACCCUGUUUGAGAACACAGAUUUUGAGCCAUAUAAGUUCAUCGACAGUGAAUUUCAAAACUGCACGUUUCUUCACAACAAGACAGGAUGCCAGAUUACUUUUGACGAUGACUAUAGUGCCUACUGGAUUUAUUUUGUCAACUUUCUUGGGACAUUGGCAGUGUUACCAGGAAAUAUUGUGUCUGCUCUCCUGAUGGACAGAAUCGGGCGCUUAACAAUGCUAGGUGGCUCCAUGGUACUCUCAGGGAUCAGCUGUUUCUUCCUGUGGUUUGGCACCAGUGAAUCCAUGAUGAUAGGCAUGCUGUGUCUGUACAAUGGACUGACCAUCUCAGCGUGGAAUUCCCUUGAUGUGGUCACGGUGGAACUGUACCCCACAGACCGGAGAGCCACGGGCUUCGGCUUCUUGAAUGCGCUCUGUAAAGCUGCGGCGGUCCUGGGAAACCUGAUAUUUGGCUCCCUGGUCAGCAUUACCAAAGCAAUCCCCAUCCUGCUGGCUUCCACCGUGCUCGUGUGUGGAGGACUCGUGGGGCUGCGCCUGCCCGACACACGAACCCAGGUUCUGAUGUGACGGAACAAAAGCCGCCAUCUCUUCCCACCGUGGGUCGGUCCGGCUGCCUGACUCGAGGCUGCAGAGAUUUUGUGUAUAGAAAGGCGGCCGGGUAUCAGAACAAACUUUUGCUGUGACAUAAAGUGUAGCUGCGUAUCGUCUUGCCCCUCCAAUGUGACUUUGCACUGUUUUGUUUUGGUUUUUUUUCCCCCAGGCGUUGUUAUCUCUAUCUAUCCGUGAUCCUCCUGCCUCUCCGUGCCCCGUGGAAGUGUUCCUAAAAUGUCCCAGUCAGCCAGGCUUUCCUGGCGAUUCUGUUCGCUAAAAAGUCUGUGCUGGUGUAAGAAAUAGACCCUGCCCCGAGGCAUCAUUAACAGGAAGUUUAAGUUGGCAUAAUUAAGUUGGUGCUGAGGAAAGGGAUUUCUUUCUUUCUUUCUUUCUUUUUUUUUUUUUUUCAUACAGAGUGAGAUUUCCUGUUUACUUAGAACACCCAGCCACUCUAUUACAACAGGGUGUUUCCAGAGAAUUGUGUGAUACCAAGCAUGCCUGGGGCGGGGCAUUUUCAGGCAGGACGGGUUAAGGUGAUUCUGCUAGCAAGAAAAAUUUAAAGUCUGCCCCCAGUCGUCAGCAAAAACCUGCCUGAGCUGCAGAAGCCAGAUUUUAGAGCCUGAUCCAUGUGAGGGCUGCAGCCAUCACAGUGUCUGUCUGGGACUGUGGCGGGGGACAGAGUUUGAAGACCAGACAGAGAUCCUCUGCCUCUCUUUGCAUUCCCUAAGCAAGCUGUCCCGGAAUUGGCCAGAUAGCAGAUUCAGGGAAAGAAAGCCACUUCUUAAAAAGUUCGAAUCUGCCUCUUCAAUUCUGCUACUCCUUUCCAAUGUCUCUGGUCCAGCGAUUGGCCGUGGAAAUUAGAAAUGGGUAAGGCAUUCACAACCAAAGCCAUUUGGAAAUGCAAAAGGGCACCUCUCUCAAUACUGUUUCUUGAGGGUCAAAGCCAUUCACCCUCCUUUGUUCCUCUGUCCACUGUCACUUUUUAACCCCCAUCUCCACAGCAGGUCCUGUCCCUCCAGCUUCCCGGGGCUAUGGGCACCCAGCCUUGUCUCUGAGUUGCCUCUGAGCCCGCCUCCUCUCCCAAGCAACCCUCUGGCAGGCUGGGCAGCAUCUCCUGGUGGAUGUCUGUCUGUUUUACCUCUGGAAUCUUCAUGAGCGUAGAAGGAGAGGUCAGCAGGACAUUCCCACGGGCCAGCUGUCAGCUAAAUGACCUUCUGGUCUCUCGCUGACUGCCCCUCCCCCAAGCCCAUCCUUUUACACGUCUUUGAAAUCUGAAGCCACCUUGUAGAUUUGCAGCCCGCGAUAAAAGCCAGCAUAAGCUCCAUAUUUGAACAACAUUCUCUUUUUUAACUCCCUCUCUCUGGGUGGAGGGUGAUCCUUGUUGCUUAUUUUCUGCUAUUCCUGCAUGACCACAGCCCUGGGGCUUCCACGAAAAGGAAACUUUUGUUUCCACUAAUCAGUGUGUUCAGAGAUGGCCCUGCUCCCUGGAACCACCCCCCCCCCCACCUCCCCUCCCCUACCACAUUCCCUGAUCCCUCCUGGAGCACAAAUUCUGUGAAAAGCUCUUUGAUUAACAUAAGCCAUUAAUCCACUGUCCCCAACAAGUAAUUCAGGCUUGGUGGUGGGGACAGCCUCGCGUUAAGAUGGGAAGCCUCAGAGAGUAGUAGUUCCCUGGAGAUAAGAUAGAUACUCAGAGCCAGAACAUCAAGGCUAUCAGGGCAAAAUCUGUAGAGGUGGCCAGAAAAAGGAAAAUCUUCAAGACCGGGCAUGAUUGAUUUGAAAGACACCAACAAAGCAGGGACCAGAACAGAACUCAGUUCUGCUUCCUUUUGCAUCCCUGGGAAACAAACCCAUAGUUUAAAAACAUAAGAAAGUAUCUUUUGCAUUAUUCAUUUUUCCACGUGGGUUCGUUUCCCCCUCCUAUUUACCCGUGAUUUGUCUUUUUUUUUUUUUUAAAGGCAUGUUUGGGGCCCAGAGCAGAUCUUUUGGUUGAAGGUGGCAUGUAAAGAAAAUGCUGCAAAAGUAAGAUAUGACUCUUAUCUUGGCACAGGAAGGAAAAGCGGACAUAUGCAAGGGCAUUGCUUUCUCUACUCUUGCGUGGUAGUGAACUCACGGGAUACUAUUUAGUCUCAAAUUGCCUGUGUUCUCUGUCUUACAGUCUAACUCCAUCAAGUCCAUUCCAAACUGCAAGACAUAGUUUUUAUCUGGAUGCUGGGUUGGGUCAGCAGCAUGGGAUAGAUAACCCAGCAGAGCCCUGUUUUGUAAGACCGUCUGCCGUCUGUCCUCUUCAGAACUAUUCUGAUCAUCUACCCCAAGCUUCCCAGGUGGCCCAAGAGGGAUCUCUUCUAAUCUUCUGGACAGUCAGUGGUCACAAACCUUCUUGGUCACCACCUUUCCCACCUCCCAUGGUUUUUCCUCGGCCUCUUCAAUUAUGCAUCACAUUCGUUGUCCAUGAUAGUGUCUUCACUGCUUCCCAAGUAUGUGGUGUGGCUUGUUUGGGUUUAAUUAGAGAUGAAGAGUUAACCGUAAGAUUCACCAGAAGUUUUAUGAGUGUUAUAGGCCUUGGCACCAGGGCAGACAUCUGCUGUCCCAUUUCAUACCCAGCAAAAGGAAAUUGAAAGCUGAUUGAAAAAGGAAAGGAAACUGCCCCGUUUGUACCUGAAUUUGGAACUCCGUUUCUGACUAAGAUUUCCCCCAUUGCUCUUCGGAAUCAGUCCAGGACACUCCCAAGUUUUACUAUCACUGAACCCUCUCAAUAGGAAAGAAAACAAAACAAACUAUAGCAAAACAAACUAUAGCUGCUCUGCACUGUGACUUCUGUCAGAUGCCCCGUUCUGCCUGUUGGGUCUUAAGGCUCCAUUCAUUCCUGUUUCCUGAUCUGUCUCACACCUGAGUACUGACCCAAGACACAAUAUCCGUGGGGUCUCAGAGGCACAGGCUCCACAACCAGGCUGAAAUCUUUCUGGGGUGAAUGCAUUUGAUCUUAGCCAAAAGGCCGAGAAUUAAGUCACUGGACAUAUUGGUCCUCAGUUUCCCCGUCUGUAGAGAAAAAGGACGACACUAUUUUAUUCUCUAAGAUACUAUGGGACUAAAAUGAGAGUAACCUCAUCUUAUCUGACUUCUGCUGAUGGGAAGCCCACCUUCAUAUCAUACUGAAAAUUAGACAGUACCCAACCAACUAUAAGGAGGUGGCUUGGGAAGACCUCAUACCAUAGGCUAGAACAGCUUCCAUGUUGUCUAUGCUGCCCAUGCCUAGGGAUUAAGUGUAUCUCGUGUCAGUGCCACUGGAACGGCCAUUGUUAUCCACCCAGGGAAUGGACAACCCUGAAAGACACAAUGCAGUUAGAAGCCAGUCUGAUGGAGGUAGACCCACAAAGGCUGGAUCCUGUAGCCCUCUCUCCAUCUACUUCACUGUUUUUUUGAAAUUAUCUUAAAUGGAUCUAGGCCAUGAGGAACAAUGUUUCUUGAUGACUUGACAUAAGCUGGUAGAUGGAUCCUCAUUUACAGAUUCCACCCAUCAGAGCUCAAGUUUGCACCAAAAACUUAUUUGCUUUCAGAGUAUCUCUGGACAUCAAGGGAGAGCCAGCAAAAGAGAUGUGGUCCUGGAGGGUGAGUCCAGUGUUCUGUUGAUAACGUUCCAGCGAUGAGAUUACUGCACCUGGGAGACAUUCUAAACUCUAGGAUCGAUUCCAGAGCAUUCCGUGGGAAUACUUUCUGAUGUCUUCUGCCAACCAAAAUAGAAUAUUAUAUUCUCCAGUUUGUUUCUACCUUAUAUCAAAAAGGCUUUUUACCUAUUUCUUCAUCAAGAGGCCUUAUUUGUUCAUAUACAAAAGGCUCCGAAGCCAGGAAUGCCUGGAUUUGACCUCCACCUGGAAUUGUAGACAACCAACGUAUUGUUUGGGACCUAGUGGCUGUGUAUCAGGUUUCUUUUAAAUGCCAUACUGUGCCAAACUUAGACUAGUUACCAACCACCCUCACCGCCCCCCCAAAAAAAGUCAUGCUGAGACAACAAAAACACAUCUGCACAGUAGAGUGCUCAGAAGUGACCUAUGUGUUUCUUCAAGUUUUUCUUCUGCUGAGCAAAGUGUCUAUUUUCGGUAACACGUCCCUUGAAUCUGACAAAAGGAACUUGUCAGGCGCUUAGAUGCAUUGCGUGUCCUUUCCCUGUUUCAGGAAACUGGCAAUUCUCCAUGUACUGUUCUGUCGCUUUCACUAUUGACGGUUCCCCUGUCAACAAUCUCUCAGCAGCCACAUGCAAGCCAUCAGGGCUUCCUUCCACCUUUCUCAGCUCCCAAAUGCAGCUGAGUCAUCCCAGCAUUCUGAGCCCCAGGGUACACAGUCUUCUGGUCUGUUUAGGUCAUUGAUGAAAGCCGGUGGAGCUGGGUCAAGGAGAGAGUCGGGUAGAGUAGGUAUAUCUCCUUUCAUGAGUUUGUUGGGUAAGUAUUGGCUGACCAUCAUGCUAGGUGUUCAGGCACUAGGCUGUGUGUGGAUAUGUGUGGCAUCUCUUUGAGAACAGGGAGAGCCAGGGGAAUGAACAAGACACUCUCGUCUCAUCUCAUCUCACGGUGUGUGUAAGGCCUCUCUGUCAAUGUCACAUGUCUCCAAGUUCUAAACAAGUUAUAACCUACAACAGGUAGUACCAGAACUAUGCAGUGACCAGGGCGACCUGUGACAGAAGAAAGAGCUUCUUAGUUGGACGGUCUUUGUGGGAGGGAGUCCUAAACAGUCCUUGAAAAGUAAGACACAUUCAAUCACAUGUUUUUUCAUAUGGUCUCAACAGGAAAUUGCACCAAGAUAUUGUACAAAGAGGAGUCAGCAGCAAAGAUAGCCCUUGCCUUUCUAGAGAUGUCCAUUCUCCAGAGCUGUUCUUUACAGGGAGCUAGGAAGUAAAUGUGUUCCGCUCUGGACAAGCUAGAGCUCUUUCUCCAGGGCCUCAGCGAGCCCUGGCAACUGACUGCUGAUCUCUGGCCUCUCCUCCACCCCUCCCAGGAGGUGUUUCCUUUCUGAUGUUAGAGAUUUGUGACUCAGUCAUGCUGUCUUGCAGACAUCCAAAAGCGACUUUCCCCUUCUGUAGCCUCAGCAGACAAGUCACCCAGAAAACGGGUUCUGACAACAGGAGGCUUACAAUGGAGAUUACAGGUGACAGUUUGAAAUGGGGUGUGGGGUUGUUGCCAAGUGUUCUGAAGCUGCAGAGGAACUUUGGGGCUCUAGAGCCUCCAAUGAGGCAGGGCAAAGAGAGCGUGGAGUCACUGGCCCUCUGAGAGCCCUGGGUGCCUUUUCUUCUCCCCAACUCUGUCCCUGUCCUCUGGUGGCUCAUAUUCACUCUCUUCCUUUCAUGAAUCGCCCUCCUUCCUUCUUGUCACCUCUUGACUCCAGCAGGGUCCAAAGGUGAGGGUAAGCACUAGGACUCAGGAGUGUAUGUGUUCUUGACCAAGGAAUGUACAUGUCCUUACCUGUAUGGAACACAGAGGAUGGAGACCCUGGGGGAAUAGGAGUGAAGUGAUAUGGUGUUCCAUGGGUCCCUGUAAAGGUUUGCAUGUCUGAUGUCCUCCUCCUAGCCCUGCACCCUGAUAAGACUAGCAUAGAACCAGAGGGGCCCAUCUCUGAGCAGAAGACAUCCUUUGGCUUCCCAAAGGAGCAUUCCUCUCCAAGAGCAUGGCAUUCUGUGAGAAACAGAUGGAUGGCACAUAGCUUUUUCUUGUCUGCAUAAAUCCCUACUCAGUACUGAAGGUCAGAUGCUUAAACUGCAAAGGUUGGCCAUCCUCUGCCUGCCCUACCAUAUUUGUGUGGCCCCUAGAGCCAAGAGCAUCGAGAACCAAAAAGAGGCAACAGCUUUCAGCCUUUGGUUCAAACUCAGAUAAGUUUUAAUGUCAAGCUAAAAACCUUCCAUGUCAGCAAGGAUAGGGGGCCCUAAGCAGCUUCCAGGUGCUGUGAGAAGGACUGGCCAACCAGAACAUAAGGGGUGGUGUCGUCUAAGUCCCACCAUGGCUGGGAACAGGCUCAACCCAUUUCUUCAGACCCAGUUGUUAAAGCUUCAGGAAUUUUAAGAAAGCCAGUCAAGAAAUAUAGCCAUCAUUAAAAGUUAAAUACAAUUGAAUCAGUUAUAUUUUAAAGCAAUAUCUAUUCAAAACUCAUCACUUUCUACUUAUUUUGCUACGUUUUUCUAUUAGCCAUGCCCUUGAGGAAAUAGAUGCCUAGUAUAUCUCUAUUAUGGAAGUACUAUGUAAUGGUGUCCUAUUGGACGUAUAUUCUCAAUGACAGGGUCAAUGACAUUAUACUGAGCUCACCCACAGUGAUAAUAUUUAUAGCAAGAAAAGCAACCCAUGCUAUAGGUCAGACUCCUCCUGCCCCUAUAUAACCCCAGGCACUGGUAAACAUUUACCAACAUCUCACUAUCUGAAGCCCUGAAGAAUAUUUAGCUUCCUAUAACUCAGCAGUCACAUGCUUUGCUAGCAGGCCAAGGGCCCUGGGUUCACAGGGAAAGAGGUUGGGCCUCCCCACAUACAGACCCCAGCCCGGUGGAAUUGAAUGUCCCCUCGGGCUUGUGAGUCAGCAUUCCAUUACCCAAAAGUACAGGGGAAGGAAAGAUUUAGCAAGAACUCAUGUCUGUACCCCAAGGCUUCCUUCCACACUCACAUUGGCUCAGAAUAGGGCCAGCCAUGCAGAGAAACCACCGGCCUCUGGGUGUUGUACCUUCAGGGAAAAUUGCAGAAAGUUAGGUUGUAUAUCCUCUGCCUGACCCAGGCAAACACCGGACAGACCAUGAGCUCUUUAUCAGUGUCUGAAAAGGAAAGCCCGAGAAGAGGUUCUUCACGGUGUACUUCCGCCUUGGUUGCCUGCUCAGCCUACAGCUCCGCCCUGCUUUUGGCCAUGGGAUCCCGGCAGGGGUCCUGUCCUUGCUUUGGGUGUAUGGGUGUUUUGGCUUUGUAUUCUUUCUCGUCUCUAUUUUCAGUGCUGUGUCUGCUGCCCCACUGUUUGGUCCAGCCCCUCGCCUGCACUGUACUGUAUAUAUGUGCUGCAUGUGUGAGACCUCAAUAACUCCCAUUUCAGGUUUCUGGAGUUCCCUUCUGGAGUUCCCUUCUCGAGUUCAGCUGAUCCUGCUGUGAACUCAUCUUUCCGGUAUGGCUCCUCUGUGUCUCAUUUCCGAUUGCCAAAAUGUUGGGCCAAGUGUGUUUUCACAAAUGUCCCAAGACAGCCAUGUGUGUGUAUCCUUGUGAAAGGGCAUGCUCUGUGUGGGAUGGCUCGUGUACAGCGUAAAUCUAUCACAUGUGGAAGUGUGUAUACAUUUAUAUGCCAGAUAGCUACCAUUCAUGUAACAGCUACAAAGAUAUUUAAUGUACAUCAGAUUAAUAAAAGAGCAUUUUUUGCUCCAUUAUAUUCAAAUAAA